Molecule: messenger RNA, 980 nt
Organism: Chaetomium strumarium
Lineage: Eukaryota; Fungi; Ascomycota; Sordariomycetes; Sordariales; Chaetomiaceae
Product: mitochondrial ATP synthase protein 9
Exons: 4
Coding region: 192-662 (156 amino acids)
Biological process (GO): proton motive force-driven ATP synthesis; proton transmembrane transport
Molecular function (GO): proton transmembrane transporter activity
Source: RefSeq, a predicted model, not a curated record
CUCCUAUUGGGAUCCAAUUGACCACUCACGUCGCUUGAUUCCGUUGCUUGAGCCCGUUGCCCGGACCAGCCCGAGGUUCCGCUUCCCCAGCUGACAACCUGUUCUUGAAUUUCGCUCUUCCUUCCCUCCUCUUUUUUACCUCUCAUCUCAGCAGUCGAGCCAUCGCCUCUGCCUCAACCUCCAAGAUCACAAUGGCCUCCACCCGUGUGCUCGCCUCGAGACUGGCCUCGCAGAUGGCCACAAAGGCUGCUCGCCCGGCCGCUCGCCCGGCCGCUCGCGUCACCAUUGCCAACUCCAGCAAGCGGACCAUGACCGUCGCCAGCAAGGCUUCUCCUCUCCAGGCCGUCAAGCGCCAGCAGAUGUCUUCCAUCAUCAAUGCCACCACUCGCCAGGCCUUCACUGUCCAGCGCCGUGCCUACUCCUCUGAGAUCGCCCAGGCCAUGGUUGAGGUCUCCAAGAACAUCGGCAUGGGCUCGGCUGCCAUUGGUCUGACUGGCGCUGGUAUCGGUAUCGGUCUCGUCUUCGCUGCCCUCCUCAACGGUGUUGCCCGCAACCCUGCCCUUCGUGGCCAGCUGUUCUCCUACGCCAUUCUGGGUUUCGCCUUCGUCGAAGCCAUCGGUCUCUUCGAUCUCAUGGUUGCCCUCAUGGCCAAGUUCACCUAAACGCAUCCUAUCCAUCUUCGGACGGGACUGGCGGCGGCGCCUCGUUGGGAGCGGUCGAUCGCCUGUACAUAUUGGAGAUCAGGGGACGACUUGGGAGGGGUGUGUACGAGAGGUUCAUGGUCCUAUGCGAUUCCAGCACAUCGCACAGACUAUUGAGACGGGCGGAAGUGUGCAUGGGAUAAUGGCGGGAAUCGCAGCACCAUAGACGGGGACCAUAUAGAACCUAGAUCGGGGCGAACUUUCAAGGGCAAUCCGACCGUCUAGUCGCCGGCACUGCCGGCGUCGACCUGUAACAUUACCCAAGGCGAUUCAUCCUUC